GCAAGGGUAGCUUUCUCUAUGUGGCGACAAAACGAUCAAUAUAACGCGGUCUGCGUAAAAGUAAUUGCUCCUGCCUUAAAUGGAAUAGAAAUCAGUCACAAACGCACAUCAACCAACGUUAUCAGCCGGUUAUGCCUUGGCCUACUGGAGGUUUAAUGCAUUUUAGAAUUGGCUCGCGGAAGAUAAGACUGAAAUACACAACCGGGUACCAAUAAGAGGGACACGAAGAAUGAAUGCCAGACGCGGCAGUCAGACAGAGCCAGAGGACGAUGAAAGGUAGGCUACCCCGCUGCUGAACUGGAAAUGGAAACUAAUGUGAUUGUCUAAAUGACGAAAAGCAUAGGCACAUACAUUAGUGUGCUUUCAAGAACACAGAAUAUUUAUUUUCGAAAGCUAGACCUUUAACGACGCCGCUUAGUUCUUGCUCUCUCCAUCGCAGUGGAAUUUAGCGGUUUAAUGGUCGAGAAACAGAAAACAAGGUGACAAAAAUGCUCCGAAAUGGAAAAACUAAUGGAGGACUGGCGUCUUUAUUGCCUAGCAGAAUGGCUAAACAAUAAUAAAACAUGGGCAGUGUAGUAGGGAAAUGAUCUUUGUUCGCUAGGGUCUGGCUCUUCCUGUUUGGAGUGAUAUGGCUACACUCCAUUUGAAAUAGACGUAGAAAGCGAGCCACGAACGCUGUCACUCUUAACUAUUCGUCUGAACGCACAAACCAUCACACUGGCAUAACGUACAGUUAUGUCAUGUUACCUUUGACUGUUGUUCGACGACCAUACGAGACUGACAUGCAAGGGGAAUAGGCUAGCCAAGUUGAGUAAAAUUACAACAAAAAAAGGUUCGACAGUCCAUUCGGCACCCGACGUUGCGACGUUCUACUUUUCCAGGACCAUAGACAGCGACAAUGACACGGUUGCGCAAGAAAGCUUUUAUAGCACUUUUCCUAUUUACGCUGUUUAUUUUCGGGACUAUGAUGGGCCUUAGAACGCUGAAGCCAAGUGAUGGAUUCUCAGACCUUGCCCCGGGGAUGGAGUUUGGAGGAGAGGGACCCGAUAGGAGGCGACCGGUUCCGAACGGCGUGGUAGUGUCGCCCGGCCAGUCCCACUUGAGCGACACCAAAGUGGUUUUCACAAAAUCGGACCGUGAUUACAGCAUAUUCUACGAUGUACACAUAUUCUAUUACCUGUGGUAUGGCACACCACAGAUGGACAGCAAAUACAUUCACUGGGACCACGUCCUGGUGCCGCACUGGGACCCGAAGAUUGCUGCCAGCCACGCACAGGGAAGACACACUCCUCCUGAAGACAUCGCCUCGAGUUAUUACCCCGAUCUGGGUCCAUACAGCUCCAGGGACCCCCGCGUGCUGGAGUCGCACAUGGCGCAGAUUGAAGCAGCGGCAGCAGGCGUGCUGGUCUUGUCGUGGUACCCGCCGGGAGUGGCAGACAAUCACGGGGCGCCAACUGAGGAUCUGGUGCCAGCUGUCAUGGACGCUGCCCAUAGGCACAGCAUCAAGGUGGCGUUUCACAUCCAACCUUACAAAGGACGGACCGACCAGAGCAUGCAUGACAACAUCAAAUACAUAAUUGACAGGUACGGGAAACACGGCGCCUUCUACCGGUUCAAGUCCAGCGCCGGGCAGAUUCUGCCGCUCUUCUACAUCUACGACUCCUACCUGACCCCUCCCGAGACUUGGGCGGAGCUUCUGACCACCUCGGGCUCCCACACCCUGCGGGGCACGCCCUAUGACGGCGUCUUCAUCGCCCUCAUUGUGGAGGAGCGCCACAAGCACGACAUCCUGGCCAGCGGUUUUGACGGCAUGUACACUUAUUUCGCGUCCAACGGCUUCUCCUUUGGCUCCUCCCACCAGAACUGGAAGGCCAUCAAAGCGUUCUGCGAUGGCAACAACCUGCUGUUUGUCCCCAGCGUGGGACCCGGGUAUGUGGACACGGCAGUGCGGCCCUGGAACAACCAUAACACACGGAACCGCGUCAACGGUCGCUAUUACGAGACUGCCCUGCAGGCAGCUCUGUCCGUGCGCCCGGAGAUCGUCACCAUAACCUCCUUCAAUGAAUGGCACGAGGGGACGCAGAUUGAGAAGGCAGUGCCGAAGAAGACACUGACUAGGCUAUAUCUGGACUACCAGCCCCAUCGUCCAGACCUGUACCUGGAGCUUACUCGCCGGUGGGCCGAGCACUUUAACAAGGAGAAGGACAAGUGGCUCAUGUAGGCUCGGGAACGGUGUUCUGGAUAGCCGGACUUCUUCAGUACGUAGAGACUGACUGUGGUUUUUAAACCCGCCAUUUUUCUUGUUCCACAUACUCUAUGUUCCGUCUAACCUUUGUUCCUCUCAGUACCAAUUCGAAACAUUCCAGGCUAGGAGGAAGGGAUGGGCGGCGGGCUGUGUCAAGGCAGUGCUUUCUCAAGGCUUUCUCAUGACGAACUCUGAACAUUAGAAUGUGGAUAAUCCGUUUAUUUUGAAGAGUUUUAGUCACAUUUUGUUUUUUUGUUUUUACGAGUCAUGCUGGGAGAAUAGGGAGUGAGGAACCAUCCUCAGCUGCUUGAAGCUGCUUGAGGUGGGGGACAGUGAGAAAGGUGUCUGCCUCGCCAUGUAACUUAGCUCUUCUGUUGCUGUACUGUCUCCUAUCUCCUAUUAUUUCUGUAUUUCUUUCAGAUAAUGACAAAUAAAGAUACUGUGUUCAGUCA
Messenger RNA from Hypomesus transpacificus, 2697 nucleotides. It is a transcript of the gene maneal, whose product is annotated as mannosidase endo-alpha like. The record is from RefSeq and is a predicted model, not a curated record. Gene Ontology annotation, cellular component: Golgi apparatus. The coding region runs from base 899 to 2221 and encodes 440 amino acids. Gene Ontology annotation, molecular function: alpha-mannosidase activity. Lineage: Eukaryota; Metazoa; Chordata; Actinopteri; Osmeriformes; Osmeridae. The transcript is spliced from 4 exons.